CGCUAGAUCAAUCUGUGUUGGGACGCGAGCUGGUUAAUACAUAGCCAAAUCGGUCGCCAAAUAAUCGAUCACGUGGAAACAGUGACUGCUAACAGUUGCGCACGUUUAAGUGCAUUUAAAUCCAUCGCCAUUCCACGGUUGUGAUAAAGUGUGCGGACUAUAAUAGUGAGUAAAUCAACCCGCCGUAGAAUGGGCAACGUGAUGGACAAGGUCAAAAGUCCGAUCCAAGCGAUGCGUGGCAAGAAACGUAAACGCGAAGAUGAUAACUCGGACACCAAUGAGGAGAUCAACGAUUUGCUCGACAGAUCACUCGCUACCCCCAAACGGAAGAAGCUUAUUUCGACGGCCAAGUACAUCUACCAGGCGUUGUUCAAGGAGGAACGCAACUCGGACAUUACGGUGCAUGCCCUCGGGAAGGUGUGGCACCUGCACAAGGUCUACCUAAGCCAGAGUCCCUACUUUGCGAGUAUGUUCAACGGAUCGUGGCGGGAAGCGGACGAGGAUUACGUUCACAUUGAGAUUGUGGACCCGAAAAUAUCCAUUGAAUCUCUGUUCUCAGUGUUCGGGUCGCUAUACAUGGAUGAGGUCGUGCUGGAACCCAGGGAGAUUGUGUCGAUUUUGGCCACGGCCACACUCUUUCAGUUGGACAGUUUGAUCGAUCGAUGCGCGGAGGUGAUGAUUGAGACGACCAAUGCGGAGACGGCAGUUAAAUAUUACGAAGCCGCUUGCGAGUAUGGUGUGAAGAGUGUAAAACAAUCCACCUUCAAUUGGUUGCUGGUGAACCUGUUGAGUUUGUACUACAAAACCGGCAAGUGGUUACGGUUGAUUAGCGUCGAGCUGAUGGAACUGCUGGUGGCCAGUCCAGAUCUGUAUGUGAUGCAGACCGAGCUAUCGCUCUAUACGCUGCUGAGGUAUUGGAUGUACUUGAAGUUGCACCUGGGGGGAGAGGAGCUCGGUGCAUCGGACGAGCAGCUGCAGUAUUUUGCUAACCGACAGAGUUCGGUGGCAUUCUUGAAUACGCCCAAGGGAAGGCAAUUCGAAAAGUGCUUCCGAGCGUUGAGAUUGCACAAUUUACUUAAUCACCAUGUAGAUAUAAGGGUACUGAAGCAGGAUAAUAUUGUAUCUGUGGAAUGGAUGUAUGAGCCUCUGUUCCAGCAGUGGACUAGCAUGCUAUUGAUUGACCAAUCGCUGGACAAGGGACCGAAGGAUGUAGACGAGAAAUUGUUCUUGGAUACUUGCAUACGAUGUGGAAGAACCCUUCCGGAAAAUGAAUAUCUGAAGUGGCGAUGGACGGGAUUUAAUUUUGGACUGGACCUGAUCCUGAUAUCGGAUACAAAAACUCUGCGAGUAAAGCGACAUCAUCGAACGGAGAACGAACGGCUGCUAAGUCUGCAGGUAAAACGACAAUUCCUGAUCCGUGUAUCGUUAACUUCCCUCAACGACCUGCGGCAGAUCAAGCACCAGCAGACGACACCGAUCCAGACGAUAUCGUUGGAUAAGAACGAAGAAGCGAUGCUGAUUAUGUUUGACAAGGAGCUCACCUACCCGCUACUGAUUUCCGUCAACAUGCUAGUGGUGUCACCUCCGCGAACGAAUUCCAACCCAUCGGGCGCCAUUGGAUCUCCCACAGCAGGUCCGUCCAGUUCACGGCAGUCGCAUCGAGACGAGGAAGAAUCCCUGGGUGCUGGUGGAAACAAUACCGCAGUGGAUUCAUGAUUACACACCAUUCGUGUCAAGCGGGUUCGCCGCCCACCUCGACGCUUUGGAGGUGGUACACCGGGAUGUUAAAAUGUACUGGAAGAGGCCAAUGUACUCUCGACUCCCGUUAUCUACCAGAGUUGCGGAUUUGUGGGUGGUUGUCAGCUGUUUUCAAAGCGGCCAUUAUUUCUCGUACGUUUCUUAUCGUGCAAAUUUGUGUGUCAGCGACACAAUUAUUUAACACUGUCGUUACGCACAGAUAAGAAAAGAAAACUAACAGCGAUAAGGUCACAGAAUCCAUCGAUAUUUUGGCCGAUUCGAUGUGUUGGUAUGUCUGUCCCAUCAUCUUCGCGCAGCUUGCUAGCUCACAUCCAGUGUCUUAUUCCGUAACUAGGACCGCGAAGAAUUUAAUGCUAUAGAUGAAGUUUAUUUUUUAUAUGGAGUAUGUACAAUACGUGGUUUGAAUUUUGUUACUAAAAUUGCCAUUUUUAUUGAAAAUCAUCUUCUGAAAUAUAACGUAAGAAUUUGCUAAUAUUUGAACUUUCCAACUAACGAGUAAGGUAUUUUGUCUAAAUUUCUUCUGGACGAAUCGUAUUUUUUUGCAAGCAAUGCCAUCGCUUGGUUAUCAUCAUUUCAAACUCUACAAUUUUGUUGAUGGAUUAUACGCUGUCAAAGUUUAAUAUAUUUGCUCGUUCCAUGUUCCUUAAAAUAAUUACAGAAAGUUUGAAUACCUGAAAUUAUUGGAAUUCCCAUUUAUAUGUGAAAAAAAUAUUCAUCUUCGUGAAAUACACAUACUUUCAGGUUGUUAAUAAUUUCCGUACUUCGGGCUUAGCUUAUACUCAAUUUUCACAGUCCUUCAAAACAAUAAUUUCUCGUAUCCAACGACGUUACCCAAAAUCUCCUAAUGGUAAGACUAAAGCACCGCCAUAAUUAACCUACCCGUACAUUAAAAUAAACAGUUCAUUGUGAAUUAAUAAAGAAAUCUAACUAAUCCUUUUGAAAUACCCAGUAGGUGAACUAUUGAAUAAAAGAUCAAAUUAAGUGAUUGUAAACGUUCAUUUACUAUUAACAAUCAAAAAUAACGAUAAGGCGCGCGAGAUAGGAUAUAUUUACUUAAUUAAUUUAUUAACUCAUAGGACUUAAAAGUGCGCUGAAUUCUUCCAUCUUGUAUUGCUUGAAGUUGAUGGGAACGAAAAAGGUAUGAACUGAUUAUAUUUUUCCGCAGUUUUGCGUUCGUUCGAUCGUAAGGCAAUAGCAAAUAGAUUUACCGACGCAAGGUAGCACUAGGUUAUAUUAAAAUGUAAAAGAACGUAUAAUCGAAAAUAACACUGCUUCC
This is a messenger RNA of Ochlerotatus camptorhynchus, 3034 nucleotides long. RefSeq names its product germ cell-less (gene gcl). Gene Ontology annotation, biological process: germ cell development. The transcript is spliced from 4 exons. The record is from RefSeq and is a predicted model, not a curated record. The coding region runs from base 190 to 1716 and encodes 508 amino acids. Gene Ontology annotation, molecular function: protein binding. NCBI's taxonomy places the organism in Eukaryota, Metazoa, Arthropoda, Insecta, Diptera, Culicidae.